GUUUACUUAAUGGGAGGCUGCGAGUUUAAAUUUAGGGGUUCAAGUGAUGAUUCAUGUAAGACAAGAAUAUAUUUAGAAAUGACAUUAUAGAAUUUUGAAUUAAUAUCAGUUGUUGGAUAAGGAGGAUUUGGAAAAGUAUAUAAGGCAAGACUUAACAAAACUCGCAAUAUAGUUGUAGCACUUAAAGUCAUGUCCAAAGUUAAGUACAUAACUAAAUUAUAUUUAAAGAGUGAUACAGAAAAAAAGCGUGAGUUCAGUGAUGAAUGAAUUAUAGAUUUUAUCAACCCUAAGACAUGAGUAAUUAUACGUGGAUAAUUCUAGAUUUAUCAUCAAUAUUAUCAGUGCCUUUUAAGAUCGUUGUUCCUUGUAUUUAGCUAUGGAUUUCUUGGCUGGAGGAGAUUUGAGAUUUCAUUUAUGCAAAUAUCGAAAAUUCUCUGAAGCAAUCACACAGCAUAUUGUGAUUUGCAUAAUUAUAGGACUAGAUUAUAUACAUUCAAAUGGCAUAAUCCAUAGAGAUAUCAAGCCUGAAAACUUAGUAUUUGACAGCCAAGGCUAUUUAAGAAUUACUGAUUUUGGAAUCGCUAGAAUAUGGAAACCACAGAACAGUCAUGAAACAAGUGGCACUCCUGGUUACAUGGCUCCGGAAGUGAUGUGCAGACAAAAUCAUGGAGUUGCUGUAGAUUACUUUGCUUUGGGCAUUAUUAUGCAUGAGUGUAUUGUACACUAAUGUUUCUAUUUUAGCUCGGCAAACGCCCAUAUAAUGGAAAGAGUAGACAAGAAAUUCGAGAUCAAAUUAUUGCUAAAUAGGCUGCUAUUGCUGAUGUUCCUUAAGGUUGGAGUACUGCGGCCAUAGCUUUUGCGAAUGCUUUGAUGUAAAGGAAGCCUUAAUUGAGAUUGGGGUGUAAUGGGCCAGAUGAAGUUAAAAGCCAUCCUUGGUUCAAAGAUAUCAAGUGGGCAGAUUAUGAAAAGAAACUGAUUACUUCUCCCUUUAUCCCUGAUGGAAAAUUGGAAAAUUAUCUAAAGUCUAAUCAACUUGACUCCCUUGAAGAUUAAUCUAUUCUCCAUUCUGAAUAAGUUUAAUGUAAAGAUGACUUAAAAUCUUAGAAUAAUUCUUAGGGUAUGAAAAUUUGCCUUAACUCAAUGGAUAGCCUGCUUGCAUAUCAUCUAUCGUUUCCCCCAGAACUCCGAACUUAAGGAUUCAGCUUAAAAAAGAGUAAUGA
This is a messenger RNA of Paramecium octaurelia, 1220 nucleotides long. The record is from the annotation of a GenBank genome assembly. Lineage: Eukaryota; Ciliophora; Oligohymenophorea; Peniculida; Parameciidae.